Molecule: messenger RNA, 1579 nt
Organism: Aspergillus neoniger CBS 115656
Lineage: Eukaryota; Fungi; Ascomycota; Eurotiomycetes; Eurotiales; Aspergillaceae
Exons: 1
Coding region: 140-1438 (432 amino acids)
Source: RefSeq, a predicted model, not a curated record
GUUCCACUUGCAUGUUUCUAGUUGUUUACCAUCCCGACCUCAGAAACAUAACUCGCCGGCAAAUUUCUCUGUGUCCACCUUAUCCAUCGUCCUGGAUUUCUUCGCAUAUCCGAGAUAUUCGGCUUUCUACAGAGCAAAGAUGGCUUCUAUUGAGGCUGAGUUUACGGAGGAGAGAGCCAUGUUGAUCCAGCGCCUAAUCAAAUCCACCAAGGUUCACUCAGUCGACAAGGCGAAUCAUGCCUUUAUUUGGCUGUCUGAUAUGGAGGUGCUGCGAGGAAUGGUAAGACAUGCGGAGUCCGGAACGUAUAGCGCGAACCAGGUGGCUUUGAGUAUUCGGGCGGGCCCACACGUCGUCAAACAGUUGAAGUCCUGGCUUGCCCGUCGUACAAGCAAAAGCGACACCGAUGAAGCUGCCGACGUUGAACCGGCUACCCCGUCUACCCCGUCUACCCCCAUACCCGCUACGGGAGAGUCCCCCCAAUCCUCGCCUACCACACCUUCCAAGAGAAAGACUAGCAAGUCGGAGUCCCCCUCGCCAACCAAAAUUCCUCGUCUUACUAACCCUGGACUUCAACGGUCCAAAACUGCGAAAGAUAUAGCUAAAGCCCGAGAUAACGGCCGUUGUGUUGUGACCCAGAUGGGGGAGCCAGUCCAGAUAUGUCAUAUUUACCACCACUCAAUGGGGAAAAAGACUGAGGGUGAGCGGGAUGAGUUUUGGGGACUACUGCUAGCAUUCUGGCCCGUCGACAAGAUUGAGCAAUGGAAGAAUGACAUCUUUGGGCCCAAGGGCACAGAGAUACCCCAAAAUCUCCUGUGUUUAUCUAACAUUGUACAUGAUCUUUGGAGCAAAGCCCGGCUUGCUUUUGAACCCGUUGAAAUUACGGCGGACGGAACCUCCCUCACUAUUCGCUUUUGGUGGUUACCGGGCACCAAGCUUUACGGGCGUGUGGCACUUUGUGACCCUCCGUCUCUCCCUGCAUCGUUGAAGGCGAGCCCUUUGAAUGCCAAAUUAUGGAAUUGCGAAACUGACGCGCCCAUAUAUUCUGGUGAAACUAUAGUUUUGACUACUACUGAUCCUGUAGCCAUGCCACUCCCUUCUUUUGAACUUCUGCAUAUGCAGUGGAUGUUAACCCGUGUUGCUGCACUUUGCGGUGCAGCGGAUGUGUCAGAUGAGGACCUGGAAGAUGAAGACUUUUGGUCUGGGGAUGAGAUAGCAAGUCCAAUUCCUGAAGCAUUGCCCCCAACACUCGCAGAAAGUUCCCUCUCCCAACUCCCUGAGCGCCCCCGCCGCUCCAAACUCCCGAGAUCCUUCGAUCGCCAGGCAACAUCUGGAGAAAAUCGCCCCCCUACCCACUAUCCCAGAGUAUCCUCAAAGGUACGGGAGCUGGCUGCCACAGAUGAUACAUCUGAUGUCCCCUCUGGUCAUCUCAGUGAUUGAUAUACGCGGGGCUUGUGGUCCUUUCAGAGAAGCUUUUAGUUAUACCAUGCAAAUUACGGUCGUUUUAAUGUUUUUAUAUUGGCACCCAAAUUGUCUGAAUUAGCCAAAUGCAGAGGAGACCUAAUAUCAAUGUUCCUGCAG